GUGAUGUGGUCGGACUGCAAAGCACUACAGAAUUCUGGUAAGAGUUAUGGAGGCAUUCAUUACGCAUUUGAUGUCCGUGUAACCUUUGAGCAUCUUGACAAUAUCUAAAUGUUAGAAAGGUCACUCAUAAAACUUGGAAAUAACUUUGCUGUGCGUGAAAAACAUACAAAAGUAAUGCAGACAUGUCAAUGCUUUUUACAAGACUAUAUUAGCAGCAAUCUCCCACUCAAAAUAAUAAAAAGAAAAAUAAUGAGUAUAAACAAACAUUUUUUUCAUUAGUCUUCAGAGGCAUAUUAAAGAAAUGAUGCUGAUUGUACGUGUAUGUAUCACAUGACCUGUCACUGGGAGGUGCUGGGGUCCUAAGUUUUUUUUUCAGGAAAUGAAACUGAAAACAACAAACACGGAGCAGAAAGAAUGGCGACUGCGAAAAUCACUGAUGAUGAUUUUUUGUGUCCUAUUUGUUUGGACUUCUUUAAAGAACCUGUAAUACUGGAAUGUGAACAUAACUUCUGCAAAUCCUGUAUAGAUACAGCUUGGGACUUUGAGGACAUUAUCUUGUGUCCGGUGUGCAGACACGAACUUCCUGUCAAGAAGUACACAGUUAACAGGCUAUUGAGUAAGAUUGUUGAAACAGCUGAAAUGACCCAGCAAUGUGAGGAAGCAGGAAAACCACGCCAGGAGCAGAAAAAAGAAUGCUUACUUCAAUCACACGAAUGCUUGGAGCAUAAAGAGCCACUGAAAGUGUUUUGCCAAGAAGAUGGAAGCCCCAUAUGUUUAGUCUGUACGAUGUCAUCUAAGCAUGCAGGGCACACAUUCCAACCCCUGGAGGAAUCAGUCAGCAUGUUUCAGGAAAAACUGAAAAUUGCUGAAGCUAUUCUAAAGCACAGAAUGAACAACCUAAAUGAAUACCAAAGGAAGCAAGAACGGCUCAUCUCUGGUAUUCAGAAAAAAGCCCAGAGUUUUGAGCAGCACAUUAAAUCAGAGUUUGCCACACUGCACCAGUUUCUGCAGAACAAGGAACAGCAGCUGAUUCAACAGCUUAAGGAUGAAACAACAACAAUUACUGGAGAAAUGAAGGAAAACCUGCAGAAAAUUGAAAAGAAGAAUGAAACCAUUCAGAGGCAGAUAUCAGCCAUUCAGUCAAAACUGCAGCAGGAGGACCCACUUCUUUUUCUCACAGGGAUCAAGGAUGAAAUAGAAAGGACUAUGAAAGAAUAUGAAAAAGAAGUCAGACAUCGUAUUUAUGUUGGAGUGGUUUCAAAGAACCUGAGUCCUGGGGUAUACAAAGGUCCCCUACAGUACAGUGUUUGGAAAGAAAUGCUGUCUGUUGUCAACCCUGGCUUGUCUCCUCUGACCUUGGACCCUAACACAGCAUAUCCGAAUCUCGUUAUCUGUAAGGACCUGACCAGUGUAAAGUACAGUGACAUUAGACAAAAGUCCCGCAAUGACCAUAAGGAUUUUUUUUUCUAUUUUUGCCUGGGGUCAGAGGGAUUCACAUCAGGAAAACACUAUUGGGAGUUGGAGGUGGAAGUGAAUGAGCAGAGUUGCUUUGUGUGGACAGUAGGUGUCACCAAAACGUCUAGCCAGAGGAAGGUGCUAUCCAAAAGAAAUCCAGAAGAUGGUUACUGGGUGCUAACACUGAGUAAUAUAAGUAAUUGUAUCAUUAUGGAAUUAACACCAAACUUUCUCAUGUAUGACGAGAAACGUCAGAAGGUUGGAGUGUACCUGGACUACGAGGAGGGGCAGGUGUCAUUUUAUAAUGCUGAUAAUAUGUCACACCUCUACACUUUCACUGAUACCUUCACUGAGAGACUGUACCCUUUCUUCCAGUAUCAUCCUUUUGGUAUUAAACCUGAUACAGCACCCCUAAAGCUGUCUCAUCUGAAACUGUAAUGUGGACUGCCACACACCAAGGGCUGUCAGUAUGGAAAUUGCUGAUAUACUUAAAUUCCUAUAAAAUAUGUUCUCAGACACUUUGUACAAAGUAAUAAAUAUAUAUUUUUACAGAAGGGAUAAAAUGAUGCUGUGUACAUAAUAAAAGUAUACCCAACAAUAUGA
This is a messenger RNA of Protopterus annectens (West African lungfish), 2058 nucleotides long. RefSeq names its product zinc-binding protein A33-like. Gene Ontology annotation, molecular function: zinc ion binding; protein binding. NCBI's taxonomy places the organism in Eukaryota, Metazoa, Chordata, Ceratodontiformes, Protopteridae. The coding region runs from base 415 to 1893 and encodes 492 amino acids. The transcript is spliced from 6 exons. The record is from RefSeq and is a predicted model, not a curated record.